Equus caballus (horse) is the source of this 7622-nucleotide messenger RNA. RefSeq names its product RUN and SH3 domain containing 2 (gene RUSC2). Gene Ontology annotation, molecular function: protein binding. The record is from RefSeq and is a predicted model, not a curated record. Lineage: Eukaryota; Metazoa; Chordata; Mammalia; Perissodactyla; Equidae. Gene Ontology annotation, cellular component: cytoplasmic vesicle.
UUGUCUAUAAAAUCAACAGCCUGCAGCCAUGGGUUCAGAAGACAGAUCAUUUCUAGUUCUGAGGUGAUCAGUGAAGACUUGAAGGAGGAGUUGAUUUGGGCCUUGUAGGUUGUGGAUGAUUCUGAGUAUAGCCAAGUGUAACAGGCAGGAGAAUCUGAACAAAUGCAGCAGAGUGGAAAUGAGCUUAUGAAACAGGUUUGAAGGAACUACAAGAUGGGCUAUGGGAAGUAAGUUUGGGUGGAGAAGGCAUAGACAGCCAAGAUGGAAGACCUUGAAAGCCAAAAUGAGGAGUUUGAACUUGAUUCUCUGGGUAAUGGGAAACCAUUAAAAGGGCCAAGAGGAGUGACAUAGUGAAGAAAGAUGGUGCUUCAGCAAGGUGAAUCUGGUAGUACUAGAAGGUAAAUUGCAGGUGAGAAGACUAGUUAGGAGGCAGUUGAGGUUUCUAAUGUGACAGUAUUUGUAUUUUAUUUCUAGCGGAAUAUAAUUUGAUCUUUCAUCAAAAGCCCUAUAGACUUGUGGCAGUAGUGGAUGGAAAGUAAGUGAUGUUGUGGUCUGUGACAUGGUAAAGUAAGCCAAGCACUGAAAAUAUGAGAGCAGUGGGUCUCCAGUGCUGUGCAUGGCUUAGCCUCACAGAAUUCAGGGACAAAGACCCUGGGCCCAGAGCUUUUACAGUAAGAAGCUAGAACUCUAAGCACUCGGUCAUGGAGAUUAUUCUGCCCUAACCUACAGCUGUUUACCCAACCCCCUAUGAGGUCUGUGUCAGCUAGGGGAGAGGGAAGUACGGUGAGACCGUUUCUGCUCCUCUCAACUUCCCUGGAAGGGUCCCUAAUGGUUGGUUUUAUGAACAGCAGUCUCCUUCUCACCUUCCCUUCCUCAUUGUUUUCUGCUUUGUAGGACAGGGGCCAUGGCCCCUCAAACGAGUCAGGCUAGAGAUAGGUUUUUGGGUCUUUAGCCACUUCUCUUCUUCUCUCUACAAUUCAGCUCAUCCUAACAUAUGGUCAAUGGGCACAUGCGUCUCAUAGGGAAUAGAAGAAGCAAUAGGGGAAAGAAAUGACAUCUUUUCUGGAUCCUGAGUGGUGGCUGCUGUGAUCCUGGCCAGUGGACCCAAGGCUUCUUUCUAAGGACCUGAAAUUCAAGGACUUGCCUGUGGAGUCCAGAUAGUCAUCAACUCUGGGAGGAGCCCUAGGCAAAGCUAGCGCUUGGGGGCCAAGCGUAGCUUGAGACAGUCUCUGUGUUCAACGGUGGCAGCAGGCAGCAGUGGCAUGAAGUAGACAGAGACAGUGCUGCUGCUUACUGUACUGUUGGCUCUGGCUGUGGCUUCUCCACUAUUUACUGAUUCCCACAGAACUGGCCCAGAACCUGAGCAGGGUGGAGCAGGGAAGGGGUGGAGGGCUCUGUAGGUCUAUAGACAGAACUGAGAUUUUUCUUUGGCCUGGGGGAGACCACACCCUUUCCUUAGCCUUCCUUUCCCUAGAAAAAUAGGCUUCCUGGCCUCUCGGCCUAGCCAAAUGGAUUCUGCCUCCCCACAGGCCCAGCCGGACCCCACUCGGCACUGACCAUAAACUGAUGUGAGAGGGAAGGUUCUGCUCCAGCCACACCAGCAGACCCUCUGAAGAUCCAGGGAACUGAAGUGGACUCUGUUGUUAGGAAGGGGGCCUGCAGCCACCUUGGUCCUAAGGCUCACUACCACCCUAUGUAUAGAAGCCUGCCAUUGGCCGAUUCUCUCUCUUUUCUGAGACAGUCCCCAUUUCUCUGAAGAGGCACACCCUAGAGAGCCUAGUGCUGCAUCCAGCUGGGCAUCCACAAGGACUGAACUUGGUGUUACUACUGGUGGCGUGAUGACCGGUCUCUGCAGCCUGCCUUCAAGGCAUCAGGAACCCCCUCCCUGGCUGGCUGCUCUACCCCAAGGCUAAUCUGGAAUCCCAGUGAAAGGAAAAAGCUGGAAAACAAAGAGUCAUUCAGAGUGGGUGAAAAGAGGAGGGAGAGAUUUCUGGCUAAGCUCUAGAAGGAGGGGCCUAAGGAAGGAAGGAAGCUCUAAGCGUCUGCCCAGACUUUUUCCCUGAGACUCCUAAGGACAAGAGAGGAGCUGGGCCCAGCUCUCCCUCCUUUUCUUUGCUGACUAGAGAGUUCUCGUCUUCCAGCACUGACUGCCGCUGUGGCUGGCUCCUUUCCCCUCCCCCUUCCCUAGGCUAAAGGCCCACAGGGACUGACAGGGAGGGAGGCUGAGUGGCUGUACUGUGGGCACGCCCGCUCCUUUCCCUGCCCCCUUCCUUUAGCAGCAACGUCACCGCAGCACCAGCAGCAGUGGCAGCAGCAAGGAUACUGGGGCUGGGAUUGCGCAGCCUCCCUGCAUUAGCAAUGAUGCCAUUGUAUUAGCAGAAAUCAGAUCUUAAGAAAUCGGCCCAGUUCCUCCUGUGUGGACCCGUGGAACAGUGCCUCAGCUGGAACUGUCAAGGUAGAGCUUGGUCGCAGUACAAAAGGAACACAAGCCUCCGUCCGGGAGGGCUCAAGGCUCCUUGCAGAGGUGCCAAGCUUUCCUGAUGAAAUGUGUUCUGCCCCACUGGGCUCCGGGGGCAGUGUCUGGUGCUGUUAAUGCCCUUGUUCGAACUUUCCAGAAUGGAUAGUCCCCCAAAGCUGACUGGAGAGACCCUCAUCGUCCACCACAUCCCCCUGGUGCACUGUCAAGUCCCAGACAGGCAGUGCUGUGGAGGGGCAAGUGGAGGUAGUGGGAGCACAAGACCCAAUCCAUUCUGCCCAUCGGAGCUGGGCAUCACCAAGCCUGAUCAAGACCUAGGACAAGCUGACUCCCUGCUCUACAAUAGUCGGCACUCUUCUACAGGGGGAUCUGCACGGUCUGCAGACAGCACCAAGAGUAGGGGUCGGGAUGGAAGAGGCCCUGGGGCCCCUAAACGACACAAUCCCUUCUUGCAGCAGGAGGGUGUGGCUGAGCCAGGAUUUGGUGACCUAUAUGAGGACAGCAUUGGUGAUAGUGCCACCCAGCAGCAGUCAUUCCACCUGCAUGGGGCUGGCCAGCCCACCUUCCAGCUAUCCUCUUUCCAGCUGCCACCAACUGGCCCCAGAGUGGGCAGGCCAUGGGGCACAAGACGUAGUCGGGCUGGAGUGGUGGAGGGGCAAGAACAGCAGCCAGUAACCACCUUGGAUACCCAGGAGUGCAGCACUAGCUACUGCUGCCGGCCAGAGCUGGAAGCAGAGACCAUGGAGCUGGAUGAGUGUGGGGGACCUGGUGGGAGUGGCAGUGGGGGUGGAGCCAGUGAUACCUCUGGCUUUUCCUUUGACCAGGAAUGGAAGCUGAGUUCAGAUGAAUCCCCAAGGAACCCCGGAUGCACAGGCUCAGGACCCCAGCACUGCCGCUGCAGUAGCACAUCCAGUCAGUCCGAGACGGCUGACCAGUCCAUGGGCUAUGUGAGUGACUCGUCCUGCAACAGCUCAGAUGGCGUGCUUGUCACUUUCAGCACCCUCUACAACAAGAUGCAUGGCAACUCCCAUGCCAAUCUCAACUCAGCCCCGCAAUCUUGCAGCGACUCUUCCUUCUGCAGCCAUUCAGACCCUGGCGCCUUCUACCUGGACCUGCAAACCUUCCCUGCUGAGGAGUCCCACCACCCUAACAAUGGAGGAAGGGAAGGAGGCUAUGGUUGUCCUCAUGCCUCAUCUCCUGAGCUUGAUGCCAACUGCAACUCCUACCACCCACAUUGUGAGCCCUGCCCAGCUGUGGCUGACCUCACAGCCUGCUUCCAGAGCCAGGCCCGUCUUGUUGUGGCCACACAGAAUUACUAUAAACUUGUCACCUGUGACCUGUCCUCCCAAUCAUCCCCAAGCCCAGCUGGCUCUUCCAUUACUAGCUGCUCUGAGGAACACACCAAGAUAAGUCCUGCACCAGGCCCUGGCCCACACCCUGGCCCUAGCCAGCCCUCUGAGUAUUACCUAUUCCAGAAGCCAGAAGUGCAGCCAGAGGAACAAGAAGCAGGGGGUUCCUCAGAGGAAGCAGCAGCUCCCGUGGGCCCUGCUAUGAUCGAGGGCCAAGUGUACACCAAUACUUCACCCCCCAACCUUAGCACUGGACGUCAGCGCUCUCGAAGCUAUGAUCGCAGCCUCGAACGAAGCCCUCCUGUUCGCCUGGGCUCACUGGAACGCAUGUUGAGUUGCCCAGUGCGCCUGAGUGAGGGCCCUGCAGCCCUGGCUGGGCCUAGCUCCCCACCUAGGCGGGUCACCUCCUUUGCUGAGCUUGCCAAGGGCCGGAAGAAAGCUGCAGGCUCUGGCUCCCCACCACUUCGAGUGAGCAUUGGAGACUCCUCCCAGGAUUUCUCUCCUAUCCAAGAAACCCAACAAGAUAGGGUGGGCCCCCUGGAUAAGGGCACUCGCUGUAGCCAUAGCCUACCACCAAUGCCAUUGGGGCCAGGCAUGGACCUACUUGACCCAGAGCCCUGGUCCACCCAGGUCUGUCAGGGCCCCCAGUCAAGUGAGAUGCCAUCUGCUGGCCUCAGAGCUGCUGAGCAAGGCCCCCUGGCCCAGCUGAUGGAUCCAGGGCCUGCUCUCCCAGGGAGCCCAGCCAACAGCCAUCCUCAGAGGGAUGCAAGAGCCAGAGCGGAUGGGGGUGGUGCUGAGAGCCGACCAGUCCUUCGCUACAGCAAGGAGCAGAGGCCAACAACGCUGCCCAUCCAGCCUUUCGUGUUCCAGCACCACUUCCCCAAGCAGUUGGCCAAGGCCCGGGCCCUCCACAGCCUUUCCCAACUCUACAGCCUCUCGGGCUGCAGCCGUGCACAGCAGCCUGCCCCACUGGCUGCCCCCACUGCUCAAGUCCCAGCCCCAGCUCCUUCAGGGGAGUCACAAGCAUCCGCCAACAAAGGGGCCGGGAAAGCUGGGCCUGAGCCAGAAACCUCACGGCCAUCACCCCUGGGCAGCUACUCCCCCAUUCGGAGUGCUGGCCCCUUUGGGCCCAGCACCGACUCUUCUCCUUCCACUUCGUGCUCCCCUCCCCUAGAGCAGGCCACAGCCACAGAAAGCCCACCCCCAUGGAGCCACUCCUGUCCUCCUGCUGUCCGGCCUGCCACCUCCCAGCAGCCACCAAAGGAGGAUCAGAAGAUACUGACCUUGGCUGAGUACCGACUCCAUGGAACAGGAAGCCUGCCUCCUCUGGGCUCCUGGAGAUCUGGCUUCAGCCGAGCAGAGAGCCUGGCCCGGGGAGGUGGUGAGGGCAGCAUGGCCUCCAGGCCCAGUAACGCCAACCACCUAUCCCCUCAAGCACUCAAGUGGCGGGAGUACAGGAGGAAGAACCCACUAGGGCCGCCUGGCUUGUCAGGGAGCCUAGACCGAAGGCCACAGGAAGCUCGGCUGGCCCGAAGGAACCCCAUCUUUGAGUUUCCUGGCUCCCUCAGUGCUGCUGGCCAUCUGAACUGCCGGCUGAAUGGUCAAGUAGUGAAGCCAUUACCACUGACCUGCCCUGACUUCCAAGACCCCUUUUCCUUGACCGAGAAGCCUCCAGCUGAGUUUUGUCUAUCCCCAGAUGGCAACUCAGAGGCCAUUUCCAUUGACCUGCUUCAGAAAAAAGGGCUCGUGAAAGCUGUUAACACUGCUGUGGACCUCAUUGUGGCCCAUUUUGGCACAAGCCGGGAUCCUGGGGUGAAGGCAAAGCUUGGGAAUAGUUCUGUGAGCCCCAAUGUAGGCCACCUGGUUCUGAAGUACUUGUGCCCUGCCGUCCGGGCUGUGCUGGAGGAUGGGCUCAAGGCCUUUGUGCUAGAUGUCAUCAUUGGGCAACGGAAGAACAUGCCGUGGAGUGUGGUUGAGGCUUCCACACAGCUAGGCCCAUCCACCAAGGUCCUGCAUGGCCUCUACAACAAAGUCAGCCAAUUCCCAGAGCUCACCAGUCAUACCAUGCGCUUCAACGCCUUCAUCCUCGGCCUGCUCAACAUCCGGUCCCUGGAGUUCUGGUUUAAUCACCUCUAUAACCACGAAGAUAUCAUCCAGACCCACUACCAGCCAUGGGGCUUCCUGAGCGCAGCACAUACCGUGUGCCCCGGCCUCUUUGAGGAGCUGCUGCUGCUGCUACAGCCCCUGGCCCUGCUGCCCUUCAGCCUCGACUUGCUCUUCCAGCACCGGCUGCUGCAAAGUGGGCAGCAGCAGCGGCAGCACAAGGAGCUGCUGCGGGUGUCCCAGGACCUGCUGCUAUCCGCCCACUCAACGCUGCAGUUGGCCCAGGCCCGGGGCCAGGAGGGCCCUGGAGACAUGGACAGGGCAGCCCAUGGGGAGCGGGUGAAGGGUGUGGGUGCCCCAGAAGGUGGAGAAGAUGAAGAGGAAGAAGAAGAGACAGAAGAGAUGGCAGAGGCAGCUGGGGGCUCAGGGCGUGGCAGGUGGGCCCAAGGUGGGCAGGCUGGCUGGUGGUACCAGCUCAUGCAGAGCUCCCAGGUCUACAUCGAUGGCUCCACUGAGGGUUCUAGGUUUCCCCGAGGUGGCAGCAAUAGCAGCAGUGGCAGCAGCAGUGAGAAAAAGAAAGGAGCCGGAGGCAGGGGGCCACCCCCCCGGGAGGGAGUCGUGGAGGGAGCUGAGGCCUGCCCUGCCCCUGAGGAGACUCUGGGCAGGGCCUGGCCCUUCUGGAUGGGAAGCCCCCCUGAUUCUGUGCUGGCCGAGCUGAGACGCAGUCGGGAGAGGGAGGGGUCGACUGCUCCCCCAGCAGAAAAUGAGGAAGGAACCUCUGAGCCUUCACCUGGGGGCAUCAAGUGGGGACACCUUUUUGGGUCCCGAAAGGUUCAGCGGGAAGCCCGACCCACAAACAGGCUACCCUCAGACUGGCUGAGCCUGGACAAGUCCAUGUUCCAACUAGUGGUGCAGACAGUGGGUGCCCGCCGGGAGCCAGAGCCCAGGGAGAGCCUGCAGGAGCCACACCCUCCAGCCCUGCCCUCCAAGCCUCCAUGCAAGGUGAAGGCACUGUGCCACCAUCUGGCCACAGGCCCUGGACAGCUGAGCUUCCACAAGGGAGACAUCCUACGGGUGCUGGGGCCAGCCAAAGGAGACUGGCUGCAUUGCAGCCGUGGCACUGACAUGGGCCUGGUGCCUCUGGCCUACGUGACGUUGACCCCAACUCCAAGUCCAACGCCCGGAAGCAGCCAAAACUGAGGCCCUGUGCAUGCUGGUGGCCUCGGGGACCCUCAUAACCCCCAGACUCAGAGCCUGAGAGCCCUUCCCUCUGGCUUGGCUACUGAGAGUAGACUGAGAGCUGGGGGCCACAUAUGCCUGUGCUCAGUAUUAAUUACUCCCCCUUAAUUGUCCCAGUGACCUCGUCCAGAUCUCCACCCAGGAAAGGAGGGAAGGGACACAGCACUGGGCUGCCAGGAUUUCCCCAGCCCAUCUGGGCCAGCCCUUCCAUGGGUACAGACAAGUACAUCUGUAUGGAGGGAGGUGACCAGAAGCCCAUUUGCAGGGUUCCCUAGGCCAGGUGGUGAGGAGGAGGGGUAACAGUAUUGGGGCCAGAUCCCUAAGCCCCCAGCUGUAAAUAGGCUGUGGCCAGUACCUGGUGAUCAGAAGAGGGAGGAGGAGCCCAGGCUUCUGUUUAUGUAUUUUAUUUAUUUAUUUAUUACACCUAUUAAUAAAAAAGGUGCUCAGCCUCCAAA